Ilex paraguariensis (yerba mate) is the source of this 465-nucleotide messenger RNA. NCBI's taxonomy places the organism in Eukaryota, Viridiplantae, Streptophyta, Magnoliopsida, Aquifoliales, Aquifoliaceae. The record is from the annotation of a GenBank genome assembly.
AUGUGUGCGAUUCCUCACGAGGAUAUCCGAUGGGAAGGUGAAGACCCAGGAAUAUCUCGUCGAAGUGGGCAUAUUGGACGAGGCUUUGGUGUUAGCAAUGCCACAAGUCAUGGGGUUGUUCCUGGUGCAGGAAGAAGCAGAGAAUCCAUUAGGGAUCAAUCUGAAAAAGAUUUGCGACCACCACAGAAUGGGGUUGUAAAGAAUGUUUCAGAGGACAUUGAAAUCCGUAACACAGAGACUCUAAUAAAGGAGGUGGAGAAAGUGUUUGGCGCAAGUCAUCCUGAUCUCUUUGAGAUUGAAAAGGCGAAGAAAAUGCUCAAGGAGCAUGAACAAGCACUGCUUGAUGUGAUUGCAAAGCUCGCAGAUGUAUGCGAUGAUGGAACUGAUGGAGAGCAGCCAUUCUUGCAUGAGCAAUCAACUGAUAUGUAUCAAGAAAGGAGGAAUACAGUAUUUAGUGGCAACUAA